GGGGGCUAGCUCUCGAUGUGCAGAAAAACUGCUACCAACAAACAGGAAAUGCCUAACCCGGCGGCUGCCGCUGCUGCAGAGGCAGACAUCAAGGCAACGGCGGCGGCGGCGGCAGCAGCGCCCCGAGCUGCGCUCCCUGGGCCGGCGCCGAGAGGAGGCUCGCCCCGGCGGUCUGCUGCCCCGCGCGCUCCCCCUGCAGCCAUGGGCUCCCGGCCCUUCCGCGGCAGAAACCCAGGUGUCGCUGCCUCGUGGUGGACUCUGACAGCUCUGAUUCACUUCAGUGCAUCCUUCAAUGUUGAUGUGAAAAAUGCAAUGAGUUUUAAUGGCCCCGUAGAGGACAUGUUUGGGUAUACUGUUCAACAGUAUGAAAAUGAAGAAGGAAAAUGGGUCUUAAUUGGUUCUCCAUUAGUUGGCCAGCCCAAGAAGAGAACAGGAGAUGUCUAUAAAUGCCGUGUUGGAAAUGGCAAUCAAUCACCUUGCAUAAAACUGAAUCUACCAGCUGAUACUUCAGUACCUAACGUCAUGGAAGUAAAAGAGAACAUGACCCUUGGAACAACUUUAGUGACUAACCCAAAAGGAGGCUUUCUGGCAUGUGGGCCACUUUAUGCUUAUAAAUGUGGACGUUUGCACUACACAACUGGCAUCUGUUCUAAUGUCAGCUCUACAUUUCAAGUUGUAAAUGCCAUUGCACCAUCUGUACAAGAGUGUAAGACCCAACUGGAUAUUGUCAUUGUUCUUGACGGUUCUAACAGCAUUCACCCAUGGAAGAGUGUCACAGAAUUUUUAGACAGUCUUUUGAAAAAUAUGGACAUUGGCCCACAUCAAACGCAGGUUGGCAUUGUUCAAUAUGGACAAACUGUAGUCCAUGAAUUUUACCUCAAUACAUACUCAACAACAGAAGAUGUACAGAAAGCAGCCAAGAAAAUAGUUCAGAGGGGUGGUACCCGAACUAUGACAGCACUUGGAAUAGAUACAGCAAGGAAUGAGUCUUUCACAGAGGCUCAUGGUGCACGAAGAGGAGUACAAAAAGUAAUGGUUAUUGUGACUGAUGGGGAAUCACAUGACAACUACAGAUUAGCAGAUGUGAUUAAGGAUUGUGAAAAUGAAAACAUUCAGCGGUUUGCUAUUGCUAUUCUUGGAAGCUACAAAAGAGAAAAUUUAAGUCCUGAAAAACUUUUGGAGGAAAUAAAAUCAAUUGCAAGUGAGCCUACUGAAAAGCAUUUCUUCAAUGUCUCCGAUGAAUUAGCCCUUGUUACUAUUGUUGAAGCACUUGGAGAGAGGAUAUUUGCCCUGGAAGCUACGACAGACCAGCAGGCAUCCUCAUUUGAAAUGGAAAUGUCACAAGCUGGUUUCAGUGCUCAUUAUUCUCAGGACUGGAUCAUGCUUGGCGCAGUUGGAGCAUACGACUGGAAUGGGACAGUGGUCAUGCAAAAAGACAAUACAGUUUUUAUGCCAAGAAAUAAUACCUUUCGUGACAAGUCUGAAAAAAAUGAACCUCUUGCAGCUUAUUUAGGAUAUACAGUAAAUUCUGCAACAACACCUGAAGGAGUUCUAUACAUUGCUGGACAACCUCGAUAUAAUCACACAGGCCAAGUUAUUGUUUAUAAAAUGGAAGGAAGAGAUGUAAAAAUAAUACAGAGGUUAAAAGGAAAACAAAUUGGAUCAUAUUUUGGGAGUGUUAUUACUACAAUAGACAUCAACAAAGAUUCAUUUACAGAUAUUCUUCUAGUUGGUGCUCCAAUGUAUAUGGGAACUGAAAAAGAGGAACAAGGAAAAGUAUAUGUGUAUUCUUUGAACAAGACAACAUUUGAGUAUCAAAUGAGCCUUGAACCUAUAAAGCAAACUUGCUGUUCAUUGUUAAAACAUAAUUCCUGCAAAACUCACAAGAAUGAACCUUGUGGUGCUCGCUUUGGAACUGCAAUUGCCUCAGUAAAGGACCUCAACCUUGAUGGAUAUAAUGAUAUUGUGAUAGGAUCUCCUUUAGAAGAUGAUCAUCGGGGAGCUGUAUACAUUUAUCAUGGCAAUGGCACCACGUUAAGGAAAGAAUAUGCACAGCGUAUUGCAUCAGGCGGAGAUGGGGAGAAAGUGAAAUUUUUUGGUCAGUCUAUACAUGGAGAAAUGGAUUUAAAUGAUGAUGGUCUAAUAGAUGUCACUAUUGGAGGCCUUGGUGGUGCUGCCCUCUUCUGGUCCCGUGAUGUGGCUGAAGUAAAUGUUUCCAUGACUUUCACACCUGACAAAAUCAAUAUCCAAAAGAAGAAUUGUAGGAUGGAUAAAAAAGAAACAGUAUGCAUAAAUGCCACCAUUUGUUUUGAACUCAGACUAAAGUCUAAGGAGCAUACAGUAUAUGAAUCUAGUAUACAGUAUUGGCUUACCCUUGAUUCACAGAGACAGAUAUCUCGAAGCUUGUUCAUGGGAAGCAAGGAAAGGAAGAUACAAAAAAAUAUCACUGUCAAAGGGUCAGAAUGUAGUAAACAUAACUUCUACAUGUUGGACAAGCCAGAUUUUCUGCACUCUGUCAAGGUUUUGCUGGAGUUCAAUUUUUCUGAUCCAGAGAGUGGUCCUGUUCUUGAUAGCAACCUUCCAAACUCAGUAUAUGAAUAUAUUCCUUUCACCAAAGAUUGUGGACUCAAAAACAUAUGUACUACUGACCUGGUUCUGAAAGCAAAUGCAAGCAUAGCUGGUAACAGCUCUUCUCCAUUCAUUGUAAAAUCAAGCAAUGACAAGUUCAAUGUCCUACUAUCUGUCAAGAAUAAAAAAGACAGUGCCUAUAAUACCAGAGUUUUAGUUUGGUAUUCUUCAAAUAUUAUUUUUGCUGGAAUUGAGGGUAUACAGAAAGACAGUUGUGAAUCCAAUCACAAUAUCACUUGCAGAGUGGGGUACCCUUUUCUAAAAUCUGAAGAAGAGAUUUCUUUCAGAAUAGCAUUUCAGUUCAAUGUUGCUUACCUUCUAGAAGUGGCUACUGUUCAGGUGUAUGUAACAAGUGACAGUGAAGAACCACCUGAAACUGUAGCUGACAACAGAGGACACAUUUCAAUUCCAGUAAAAUAUGAAACAGGAUUGAUAUUUUCAAGUGUUUUAAAAAGAUACCACUUUAGAAUUCUAGCAAAUGAUACAGUUCCUGCUGUUAUUAAUACAACGGAGAACAUUGGGGAUGAAGUUAACAUAAAUUAUAAGAUUGAAAAAGGUGAACACUUUCCAGUGCCGCAGCUUUCACUGCAGAUUUUAUUCCCCAACUUAACUUCAGUCAAAAACCCAGUUCUCUACCUAACUGAGCUGUCAUGUUCAGAUAACGCAAAGUGCCAAACUAGUCAUCCCAUAGAUCCAUUAAAGAUCAACUCUGGGGAGCCAUUUGUGUUGUCCAAAAUAAAAGAACCUACAAAAGAUAUGGUUAUGGACUGUGAAACACACAACUGUGCGUCUAUUCAUUGUAUUUUGGAUCCAUCUGGUAUAUCUCAAGUGAAUGUUUCAUUAAGAAUAUGGAAAUCUACUUUUAUAAAAGCAAGCAUUAGCAGUUUAACACUCAUAGUAAAAGCGUUACUUCAAAGUGAAAACUCCUCACUGAUUUUACGAAGAGAAAAUGGAAAAUUAGAGAACAAGAUUACAAUUUUCAAAGACACUCAACGCAGUGGCGUUCAAUUAUUGGUCAUUUUACUCAGUAUUUUCAUUGGGUUAUUGUUUCUUGCACUUCUUAUAUUUGCAUUGUGGAAGCUUGGAUUUUUCAAAAGGCCACUAAAGAAGAAAAUGGCAAAAUGAAGAAUCAUAUAAAAAAGAAAAGAAUGUGGCAAUUAUACAAUCUGUCCUCAGGUGUUAUAAACAUAAAUAUAAAUUUGGUCACAAGGUUUUCUAAACUCUUUCAUGGACUAAUUAGUGUCAUUCUUUUAAAAAAACAAGAAAGCAAAUGAGGUACAUAGAUGGAGAAAACAAAGGGAAGAGAACAAGUCUAUAAUGUUUGUAAUAUGAUAGAAAUAUUUUAAGUCUUUACUCAUUUUGGGCAAGUAAUUCCACUUUAAAAUUCUGAAAUGUUUUUUAUAGGGAGGCAAGCCUCUUCAUAUAUUUUUAUACAUGAAAUAAUUAUUCAUACCACAUUAUUCAAGAAACUGGGUUUUAGGCAGUAAUUGCCAUUUCUUUACUGAGUUUCCAAAUUUUUGAAAAGAGAUAACUGACUGCCAUAAUUCAUUAAUGAGACUUUCAAACCUUGAAAACACCCCAAAUACAAUAUAGUACAUUCACAAAACAGUAACCCUGAGGAAAGUGUCAUAUGCAGAGCUUUACAUGAAAUCUAGUGCAAAUCCAAGGGCUUCCCUUACUACUUACUGCAGUGUAUUCAGAUGUACAGGGGCUACUCCAAGAAAUACAUUUCUAUUAUUAAUAAGACUAUUAGGGAUUGAUAUUUUUAGCACUUAAAUAUCUGAACUAUGAAUGGAUUUCCAGAAGGUGUAAAAUUUAGCCCAGAAUAAUUUCAAGCAGAUCUGUUUGCGCAGUGUAAAUAAAUAAGCAGAUGCCCCUCUGGACCUGUAAAUUCACGUGUUCACUAAUAUUGCAGGUGCGUUUUAGAGGCACCCUGAAAAUCUGGCCCUUGUUGUAUAUCUUGGACUAGCCAGCAGGGUGCUUGUUGAAUUUUCCUUGUAAGGUUACUGUUUAAUCCAGUAUGUUUAAAGGUUUGUUGAUGAUAAAAAAGAGCACAGUUAGGAAACUUAGCACUGAUGAGCUUUUUUUAGUACCACAAGCCACACCUCAUUUUUAAUACUUACGAAUUUAAGUACUGAUACAGUAUUUGUAUAGCUGAUAAGAACCUAACAAAUGAUGUCUGUUUUGCAUCACAGAUUUAAAAGAUGAUAUAUAAGAAUACACUGAAAUUAUAGGUAGUAAAAUGUUUCUUUAAAUCCAUUUAGGAUACUCUUUUUAAUAUAAAACUGCCUCCUUUUCACAGUUACUAUAUGAUUUGUGGAUAAACCUUCACCUCUUCAAAGUAGCUUACUCAUCCACUUCCAUAGUUUCAUAGAUGUUAGGGACUGGAAGGGACCUUACGGGUCAUCAGGUCCAGCCCCCCUGCACUUGGGCAGGAAAGACUGCUGGUGUCAGAUGACCCCAGCAAGGUGGGCAUCAAGAUGCUUUUUGAAGAUCGCCAGGGUAGAUGACUGUACAACCUCUUGAGGGGAGCCUGUUCCAAACCCUUGGCACUUGACUUGUAAAGAAGUUUUUCCUUAUGUCCAGUCUGAAGUGGUUUCAGUAAAGCCACCACAGCUUUUCUCUAGAACAUAAAUCAGUUGGACAUGCUUAUUUUAUUUCUUUUUAAUAGUCUAAUAAGGAGCAGUUUAAUUCAUAAUAAUUUUCUAUUUUUGUGAAAUAGUGAUCAAAGGUGACCUAUGUAGCUCUGGAAAUUUACAGAUGAUGCUUCAUAUUUGAAAGAAGUUGUCAGAAUAGAAGUCAUGUUGAGUCCCUUUUAUGUACUCUCUGGCUUACAAAGGUAGUCAUUUGGAUGUUUUGAGACUCAUAAAUUUAGUAAGUCUGAGUUAGUUUCAAAGCAUUUGUAAUUUUUUCUUGUGCAUACAUGAAUGAUUAAGAUUUUACAAUCACCGUAUACUUGAAAUUGCCCAUCUGACUAGGCUUCUGAGUAAUAAAAAUCCGAAACUGGGCAGACUCCCAACAGGAACUCUAUGAGUCAUUGGCCCAUCUAGUUCGUGACAUUCAUAGAAAGUCCUUAUAAGUUACUGGAAUUUCUCCAAAAGAAUAGCCAUGUAACUGAGAGCAGAAUGAGACCCUCAAGGAAAGUUGGUGAAAGGCACAAGGUAAAUGGAAACAGAAGAUUGCUAUAUAGAAUAUCCCUCCUUUAUCCAGUAUUCAGACUGGCAGAGGCCUGCCCAUUUAAUAGUGAAGAUUAAGAUUUAAUAUUAAGCAGAAGCUUUAGUUGCAGUCCAAAUUACACAUUAUGUGGUAUGCAGGCUUUGUAAAAAUCAUACUAUGUGGGAUUGUCUAUCUGCUCAGAGUAUUGUUAUGGCCUUCAUCGUCAGGAUUAUAAUAAUCAUUACAAGAAAUGAGAGUAUGCAUGUAUGACUGUGGCAGAGUGGGCAGUCACAUAGCUGAGAAAAUUUUCACUCACCCACUCCCAUUCCAUAUGUGUUAACCCUUAAAGUGGAAAAGAUGUCCCGAGAGAUGCCCCUGUCAUCACACUCAAUCUGGGUUUUCAACAUCCUCAAGUGUGUCAAUUCGGUUAUCCUUUAGGGUGCCCUCUGCCCCCUCAUAUAUGGGCUUGAAGCAUACAGAGCAGGAGCAGGUGGGUGUGGCUUAUUUCCUUCAUAGCAAGACUGAGCACUCUGCUGCCACAUUGUAGACAUACCGCAAGUGCCUCACAAUUUAAUAUUUUAUCAGCACAGUACCUCUGGAAAGCAGAAGGGCUGUUAUCUCUCAGGGGGAGGGAGGUUAAGAUAAACUGAAGCAAUAAGAGAUUAAACGAUUUACCUGUAAUCAGAUAUGAAGUCUAUGAUAGUGCCCAUCUAAACUACUCUGCUUACAGAAAACUGUAACUUAAAUCGAUUCCAUCUCAUGCUUUUUGAACAUCUGUACCUAGCCUGGAGGAACUAAACCAGGCCUCCAACUCCCAAUUCAGUUCCUAACCACAGAACCAUCCUUCCUUCCCUCAUACCAUUAACCAUUGGUUCAGUGACGCAGCAUUCAUGUUAUGCAGGCCAUUUUCAUUGGACUAGGUUCUGACUCUUUAAGUAGUUCACUUUGCAACUGUAAUAAUCUCUUAAAUAGGAAUUGGGGGAUUUAAUUAAAUUUCCCAUUUAAUUUCAGAGCAGUACUGUUACUCUAUAAUAUGCAUUAGCAAUACAGCACAUGUCCCUUGCAAAAGAAUACAUAAUCCUAGAUAAGUAUUCUUUCUAUGUAAAGAAUAUCUGAAAUCAGUGUUCCAUUCAUUUUACUCUCACUUUACAUCAUAAGUGCAAUAUAUAAUUGCCCAUCUUCUCUAUUUUCAUCAUGGUGCUUCCUCCUUGCUCAUUUUGAUUAUCAAGUAAAAACUGUUUUUAAAUAGUCAUAGGUAUAGUAACUACUGCCACAGAACACCUUCCUAUCGUGCUGCCUGAAUUAGCAAAUACAAUAUUUUUAUUCCUUAGAACCUCUCCACACAAUAUCACAUAAACAAUGUCAUUGCUUACUAUAGAAAAUAUCACUGCGAUCAGUGAUACAAACACCAAAAACACUGCAGCGACUAUAACUGUUACAAAAGUAGAGUUUGCUUCCUAACUCUGUUAAAAAGCAGCAAGGUUUCAAUAUGAUGUUAAUAAUGGAUGAACGAGAAUGUUUUUGUUCUUCUAAAACAAAAGUCUAACAUUAGGUCUGCUGUAUAUAUUAAGUUUUAGGCUUAAAUUAGUUUUAAAUGACUAAGAGCUCCAAUCAUGCACAUUACCCCUCUGUCGUCAUAGACAUCCUUUGAAGCUCCUGGCACAUAUGCAAAGACUGUUUCAGGGUAGGAGCCUAAGACAAGAGAGAUCUGUUCUAGUGUUCUUUAUGUUGAUUGAAGGUAUGAAGCAUGGCGCUCUACAAGGCGCAGCAUAGAAUUUAUAAACUUGUGGAAGGGGCUUUACAUAUCUUUGCUCCAUUUCAGUCCUGGGCUGUUUCUGGGGCUAUAGAAUACCCAAGACCAAUGGUGUCAAACAUAUAGCUUGUGGGCCUGAUCCAGCCCGCAGAGCCAUGUUGCCUGGCCUGUGGGGCUUGUAGGGGCUGGAAAUUUGGGAGUGGGGUUCACUGUUAAAAUCUGGGAUACAGCUUCCUGUGGUAUGGAUCCCCAUUGUCAGUAGUGGGGGCAAAUAACAGCAACAUUAACCCCAGUGGCCAGGGUUUGAAUUAUGGAGUGGCUUGGGGGGGCUGAGCCUCCCUCCCCCAUAAGAGACAAGAGUCCCUGGUAAGAAACGAGUCCCCAACCCCCUCCACACCUUUCUAAGCAGCACAGGCAGUGGCUGCUUCUUCUGGCUUCCAGCUGCCACCGCCACAGACCCCCCCCCACCCCGCCCACCCUCCCCAAGUCGGAGUGUAAUUCAAACCCUGCCCACAGCCACUGUCACAUCCAGAUCAGUGUGUGAGGAGCCCCACUGUCCGCGUGAGUUUGACACCUCUGCCCUAAUGUAAUAUAAACAAUCCUAGGGGCCUGCCUGAGUUACAGCAUCCUCUCAGUGCUACAGUAUGAGAUAUGUAUCUGCCAAGUGUUGCUGUAGCCCCGUAAGCUGUGGCUUCUCAGAGGACAGAUACACCUCCCAUGCUAAGGUCUACAGAAAGGCUUUGGGAAAAUAAUCCAAUCACUGCUUGUUUGUUUUUUUAAGUACUCGUGCCAGGGAAAUUCGCCUCUAACUGGAAUCAGAGCUUUUGUCUCCCCUUUAAUGCUACUCUGCUUCUAUUACUAAGCAUAAGAGGUGAAGUUGGAGUAAGGAUCAUGCCCAAUAUAAGCUGUUGAUAUUGUGUGGCUUAUGGGUCUACAUUAUUGAUCGUUUAAUUUGUUGUACCACCUGCUGUAUGUAGUAUCAACAAAAAAGGAUGAGACAGACUAAAAGAGAGAGCACCACUGUUUGUUAUAUCACUUAACAGGAAAAACUGUUGAAAUUUUGCACUAUUUUUAAGAAAGCAAUCACAAGAAAAACUAAUUACAUGCUGCGUGACAUUCUAUGGUUUGCUUUUCUACUGUGACAUUGUUCCAUAAAAUGUACUGAUAAAAAGUAAUAAAGAUGUGUCCAGCCAA
Messenger RNA from Alligator mississippiensis (American alligator), 8731 nucleotides. It is a transcript of the gene ITGA1, whose product is annotated as integrin subunit alpha 1. The coding region runs from base 16 to 3753 and encodes 1245 amino acids. Gene Ontology annotation, biological process: cell-matrix adhesion; cell adhesion mediated by integrin; cell-cell adhesion. Gene Ontology annotation, cellular component: external side of plasma membrane; integrin complex. The transcript is spliced from 30 exons. Lineage: Eukaryota; Metazoa; Chordata; Crocodylia; Alligatoridae. The record is from RefSeq and is a predicted model, not a curated record. Gene Ontology annotation, molecular function: integrin binding.